This is a messenger RNA of Dromiciops gliroides (monito del monte), 4543 nucleotides long. It is a transcript of the gene ZMYND11, whose product is annotated as zinc finger MYND-type containing 11. The transcript has 15 exons. The record is from RefSeq and is a predicted model, not a curated record. Gene Ontology annotation, biological process: regulation of transcription elongation by RNA polymerase II. Gene Ontology annotation, molecular function: protein binding; transcription corepressor activity; DNA binding. Lineage: Eukaryota; Metazoa; Chordata; Mammalia; Microbiotheria; Microbiotheriidae. The coding region runs from base 304 to 2004 and encodes 566 amino acids.
CAAAAAAAGUGAAUAGGUCAUGGCACGCUUAACAAAAAGACGACAAGCGGAUACAAAAGCUAUCCAGCAUCUUUGGGCAGCUAUUGAGAUCAUUCGAAACCAGAAGCAAAUUGCUAACAUUGACCGCAUUACAAAAUUUCUUCACAAAGUCUUACUUCAUUCCUCAUAACAGCAUGGAGUUGACCCAGUGGACUCUCAAAGUCUACACCUGCGAAGAGUAAGAUUUGGUAGAUUAAGUAUGUUGGAAAGUACAUUCUUGGCACAUAGCAGACAUGUCCACUUUGUAAGAACCAUCCUCGCUAGAUGUUUAAGUAUAUGUCUCGAGUCCAUGGUAUGCAUCCAAAAGAGACAACACGUCAGCUGAGCUUAGCAGUGAAAGAUGGGCUUAUUGUUGAGACCCUAACUGUAGGCUGCAAGGGUUCAAAAGCUGGUAUUGAACAAGAAGGCUAUUGGUUACCAGGAGAUGAGAUUGACUGGGAAACAGAAAAUCAUGACUGGUAUUGUUUUGAAUGCCAUUUGCCUGGAGAGGUAUUGAUAUGUGACCUGUGUUUUCGUGUUUAUCAUUCCAAGUGUUUAUCUGAUGAGUUCAGGCUUAGAGACAGCAGUAGCCACUGGCAAUGUCCAGUUUGCAGGAGUAUUAAGAAAAAAAAUACAAGCAAGCAGGAGAUGAGCACAUACCUGAGAUUCAUUGUCUCCCGUAUGAAGGAGCGGGCUAUAGAUCUAAACAAAAAGGGAAAGGACAAUAAGCACCCAAUGUACAGAAGAUUGGUACAUUCAGCUGUUGAUGUUCCUACAAUACAAGAGAAAGUGAAUGAAGGGAAGUACAGAAGUUAUGAAGAAUUUAAAGCUGAUGCUCAACUUCUUCUCCACAACACAGUGAUUUUCUAUGGAGCGGACAGUGAACAAGCUGACAUAGCCAGAAUGCUCUAUAAGGAUACAUGUCAUGAGCUGGAUGAACUGCAGCUUUGCAAGAAUUGCUUCUAUUUGUCAAAUGCACGUCCUGACAACUGGUUCUGCUAUCCUUGUAUACCUAAUCAUGAGCUGGUUUGGGCCAAAAUGAAAGGUUUUGGGUUUUGGCCAGCCAAAGUUAUGCAGAAAGAGGACAAUCAAGUUGAUGUUCGUUUCUUUGGUCACCAUCACCAAAGGGCCUGGAUUCCUUCUGAAAAUAUACAAGAUAUCACAGUUAAUAUUCAUCGGUUGCAUGUGAAACGCAGUAUGGGCUGGAAAAAAGCAUGUGAUGAGCUGGAACUACAUCAACGCUUCCUUCGUGAAGGAAGAUUUUGGAAGUCUAAGAACGAGGACCGAGGUGAAGAAGAGGCAGAAUCCAGCAUCUCCUCUACCAGUAAUGAACAGCUGAAGGUCACUCAGGAACCAAGAGCAAAGAAAGGGCGACGUAAUCAAAGUGUGGAACCCAAAAAAGAAGAACCAGAGCCUGAAACAGAAGCUGUAAGUUCCAGCCAGGAAAUUCCCACAAUGCCUCAGCCAAUAGAAAAGGUUUCAGUCUCAACUCAGACCAAGAAGUUAAGUGCCUCUUCUCCAAGAAUGCUGCAUCGGAGCACACAGACCACUAAUGACGGAGUGUGUCAAAACAUGUGCCAUGACAAGUACACCAAAAUCUUUAAUGAUUUCAAAGACCGAAUGAAAUCUGAGCACAAACGAGAGACUGAAAGAGUUGUGCGAGAAGCACUGGAGAAGCUGCGUACUGAAAUGGAGGAAGAAAAACGGCAAGCUGUAAAUAAAGCUGUGGCCAAUAUGCAGAGUGAGAUGGACAGAAAAUGUAAACAGGUAAAGGAAAAGUGUAAAGAAGAAUUUGUAGAAGAGAUUAAGAAGCUAGCAACACAGCACAAGCAACUGAUUUCCCAGACCAAGAAGAAGCAAUGGUGCUACAACUGUGAAGAGGAAGCCAUGUACCAUUGCUGUUGGAAUACAUCCUAUUGCUCGAUCAAGUGUCAGCAGGAACACUGGCAUGCUGAACAUAAACGCACCUGUCGCCGAAAAAGAUGAAAGCUGUAUUCCUCCUCCUCCAGAGCGAGCGAGCGAGCAAGAGAAUCACCCCGAUGAUUGCUAUUCUCAGACAAAGCGGUUUUUGUUUCCAAGAAGCCAAAAUUGUUUAGAAUUUGCUUCCCAUUUUGCACCAGCCUUUAAACACUUUUCGUGAAGAAAUUUUGCACAGUAGUUUAAAUCUUCUGUUCAUGCUCCUCCAGAUUUUGUCAGUAAGUAAGAUUAACAUCAGUGGAGGGUAUUUUAAGGGUUAUUUUAAAUGAAUUUUAAUUGAGGAUUUGUUGCAUUUUCAGCAAAUUUUAAAACAUUUUUAGGUUUUACAGAGAUUUUAACCUUUAAACAACAGAUCUUUAAAAAAAACAACAGGUGAAUAUAAGUGAGUUUAACAAAGAAACAUUUAAAAUAGAUCUGAAUGUAAGAAAUAUAGAACUGUUUCAAAAAUAAAACAUACUACCUUGAUGUAACAUUUAUUUCUUAACCUUGUUGAGCUGGUUUUGUUCAGCUUAAUUUACUGUUUAAAGGCAUUAUCUAUUGGUUAUGCCAGUGGGUAUAUGAUUGAAUUUAGGGAACAGGGUUGACACAGCAGGUGCUAGUCCUGCAUAUUUUUUCUUAAAUAUUUCCCAAUUGUGUUUUUCAUUAUUUCUUUUCAAUAUAUAACUUUUAUAACAAAUUAUUAGCUUUGAUCUUGUAGUUUAAAAUUGCAGGGAACUGGGGUAAUCUUUUACUGAGCUGGAUCUUAGAGAAAAUGAAUAUUUAAAUUUUAAAGUUUGCACAUUUCAUUCUUGUCCUAACACGAGUGCUUGUAACAAAACAAGGAAAAGCCAAAAACUACCUUUAUUCAUACAUGAAAUUUUAGAUGAGGCAUACAAAUUUCUUUAAUGCUUCCCUUCCCUCCCCAAAUAUCAUCUGACUGCCUAUUAUCUGGUGUCACCUAGUCCAUUGUAAGUUAAUACUCAAAGGAAAGAAAGCACUUAAGUGUCACAGAAGCCGUUAUGUUUGUAGUAAUGGGUCAUUGCCUGUUAAUGAGCUCCAUCACUGUACACAGAAUGAAGAAUAAUGCAUGUUAAUUUUCUUGUAUUAAAGAUGCCGUGAUUUGUAAAAAGUCUGUAUUUUGAGGAAUGUCUGGAUUAAGAAGCAUUACCAAUAGGAAUGGAUCGAUAGUUGAAUAAUGAGGUUUUUUUUAUACAUAGAUAUAUAAAUGACAUCCAGUAAAACUUAAAUUUCUUUUCUUUCAAAAUGUCUCAUAAUUUGUUUUUUCAAAGGCUGAUUGAUCUUAGACCAAGUCAAAUUCCCUUUAUCAUCUAGCUAUUUUUUGAGAAGUUAGAGGAAUAAUUUGUAAAUAUUUAUUUAGAUCUUUGAUAUUUAUUAAAAGCAAUUACACACAAUGGAAGUGAAAGAAGAAGGAGAAAAGCCUUUUAAAAAGUUUUCUCUGGGUUUUGUCAGGGUCACUCUAAAUAUAAAAACCUAACUAAACCUUCUGUGAAAAAAACAUUCAAACCUAAUGUUGUUGCAGAUGGUGGUGACACAAGUUAAUUGACCAACGACUGCCAAAUAAUGCACAAUAUUUUGCAGAAACUACAUAGCAGCCCCAUUCAAAACAACAUACUAAAUUACGCAGUUACUUGCAUUAUUUCUCGUUUCUGUGUAAUUAAUCCAUGUUGCCACUGUGCUGUGGCAAUGGUGAGGUCCAUCAUAGCUGAAGAAAAUUAAUCUUGUUCAGUUAUUUUACAAAUUCCCAAACUUCGAUCCACCCCUAUGAAAGCAAGUUAUUGUGGAAAUAUUUUUGGUGUAAAAUCAUUCCAGAGUAUGUACUAUUUAACUGAUAGCUGCAUGAAAGUAAGAUUCGUGUUACUUUGGCUUUUUCGUCUCUGUUGACACGGUUGCACAUUUCCAAGUUACUACAGCGUGAAAACUGUGUGUUUAAAAAAAAAAAACAAAAAACAAAAAAAGACAUUGUGGCCUGGUUUUGUAUAAGUUUUAGGUAAAAUUACAAUUGAUUGUUUUAGGAAUCAUUAUUAAAAAUUAAUUUUCUGCAAAUCAUAAAGCUAUAUUACGGUGUUGAGCUUAGCCACUAUGCACAUUGUAAUUAUUCAUUGUGGCUGUCCAGUUCUAUGAUGCAUUCUGGCAUUUUGUAAGCUGCUCUGACUAGCAAUAUAUAGAGUCAUUUAAUGUGUUAACAUUGGUUAAUAAAUGUAUUUAAAAAAAUCACUGGCUUAAUAAAGUGUCAAUCUAGUCCAGUCCCCUGCAUCUAAAUACAACUGCAGCUGAAUGUUGAUUCUGUAUUAUGGGUCAUUCAUUGGCAACCAUUUUCUUUAUAAAAGAGUAAUUUUAUUAAAGUAAUAAUUCUCCUACAAACAAUAUUUAUUUAAUUUGAAAUUUCAUUCAUGAUUUUUUAAAGUUGUGUUUUGUACCAUGGUUAACAAGAGAGGUAUGAUAUCCAUUUAAGGAACCUGAUAAAUUUAAUGCAUCGCCAUAUUUGGAUUUUUCCAGCUUUUUCAGGAAAACUGUAUUUGGUCAAUAAAACUGUCUAUAAUCUAAGAAA